AUGGAUGAACGCCUACGUGUGAUUGACGUGUAUUUCAGCCUACGGGCGGCUUAUCCUCCAGCCUUCCUCUCCUGGUUUCGAAAUGGCCUCCUGGCAUCCGGCAUCGGGGUCAUCUCCUUCAUGCAGAGUGACAUGGGUCGGGAAGCUGCCUAUGGCUUCUUCCUGCUGGGUGGCCUGUGCGUGGUGUGGGGCGGCGCCUCCUACAUGGUGGGCCUGGCAUCGCUGCGGGGACCUAUGCAGCUCUCGCUGGGGGGCGCGGCUGCGGGCGUGGGUGCCGUGCUGGCCGCGGGCCUGCUCUGGGCCUGUGCUGUCGGCCUGUACAUGGGCCAGCUGGAGCUGGACGUGGAACUGGUGCCUGAGGACGAUGGCUCGGCCGCUGCGGAAGGCCCGGACGAAGCGGGGCGACCACCGCCGGAGUGAGCAGCCGGGCCCGGGGGAAGGACCAAGGACCUGAGGCCUGAGGCCGCUUCAGACGGGCCAGGGUCCAAGGACCAGGACAUUAAAACCUGACCCUUCCCUCCC
Molecule: messenger RNA, 522 nt
Organism: Myotis lucifugus (little brown bat)
Lineage: Eukaryota; Metazoa; Chordata; Mammalia; Chiroptera; Vespertilionidae
Gene: TMEM160
Product: transmembrane protein 160
Exons: 4
Coding region: 1-420 (139 amino acids)
Source: RefSeq, a predicted model, not a curated record